Messenger RNA from Saccostrea cuccullata (small rock oyster), 693 nucleotides. RefSeq lists its product as uncharacterized. The transcript is spliced from 6 exons. The record is from RefSeq and is a predicted model, not a curated record. Lineage: Eukaryota; Metazoa; Mollusca; Bivalvia; Ostreida; Ostreidae. The coding region runs from base 1 to 693 and encodes 230 amino acids.
AUGUGCAAGGAUUGUAGAGCAAAUCGGUCUAUAAAGCAAGACAAAUCGAACACUCUGUCGAGGAGCGGUCCUGUCAUAGCGGGGAAUGGUGUUAUAAAGACAUGUGAUCAGUGUUGUGAUGGUAACUACUGUAAUCUUCAGCUUUGCGAUAAUCCAAUACGAUUAAAACAUCGGUGUCUCCGUUGUGAUGACGUCAUUAUUCCAGAAGAUUGCAAUAUCUCUCUACAAUGCGAUGAAGAUCAAAUUUGCUAUACGGAACACAUUUAUGUAAACAAGGAAAAAAGAUUCAGAAUGGGCUGUACAACAAAAUCCGGAUGUGUUGUCGCCACUCCCUCUGGAGCUCCGGUGACAGUUCUUGGAAAACGAAGCAACGAGAUACCGUUCUUACAUCGAUAUAGAAAGGCCUUACCUGCAGAUCACAAUUAUUGCGCCAAAUGCUGUACAGGAGAAAACUGUAAUCGUGACCUCUGUACAGCUAGACCAGUUAUUAACCAGUAUCAAUUGGUAGCACCACCUCCAUUGGUACCCUGCAAGGACUAUGACGAGACAUCCUGCAGGAGUGGUUUGGUGGAUAGUAAUUUUUGCCAGGAUCAAGUAAACAAAAGGCUGUUUUGUCCAAAGACUUGUAGUACCUUUGCUUUCACAGAAUGUCUCACAAGAGAACCAUAUAUGAUGUCUGCUCCAGACCCUUGA